AUGACGGCUCGCCUGAUGCUCGCUGUGGGAGGAGCGGUGCUGGGUUCCUUGCAAUUCGGCUACAACACCGGCGUCAUCAACGCCCCGCAAAAGGUGAUUGAGGACUUCUAUAACCGUACCUGGCUGUACCGAUACGAUGAGCCCAUCAGCCCUGCCACCCUCACCACGCUCUGGUCCCUCUCCGUCGCCAUCUUCUCUGUCGGGGGCAUGAUCGGAUCCUUUUCUGUGGGGCUCUUCGUCAACCGCUUUGGACGGCGCAACUCCAUGCUGAUGUCCAACAUUCUCGCCUUCGUGUCCGCCGUCCUCAUGGGCUUCUCCAAGAUGGCGCUCUCCUUCGAGAUGCUCAUCCUCGGCCGCUUCAUCAUCGGCCUCUACUCCGGCCUCACCACUGGGUUCGUGCCCAUGUACGUGGGUGAGGUGUCGCCCACUGCACUGCGGGGCGCGUUGGGGACCUUCCACCAGCUCGGCAUCGUCUUGGGCAUCCUCAUCGCGCAAGUGUUCGGUUUGGACUUGAUCAUGGGAAACGACUCGCUCUGGCCGCUGCUCCUGGGGUUCAUCUUCGUCCCCGCCCUGCUGCAGUGCAUCAUCCUGCCCUUCGCCCCUGAGAGCCCCCGCUUCCUCCUCAUCAACCGCAACGAGGAGAACAAAGCCAAGAGCGUCCUCAAGAAGCUGCGAGGCACGACAGAUGUCAGCAGCGACCUCCAGGAGAUGAAGGAGGAGAGCCGGCAAAUGAUGAGGGAGAAGAAAGUCACCAUAAUGGAGCUCUUCCGUUCCCCCAUGUAUCGCCAGCCCAUCCUCAUCGCGAUCGUCCUGCAGCUGUCCCAGCAGCUCUCGGGGAUCAACGCGGUCUUCUACUACUCCACCAGCAUCUUCGAGAAGUCAGGUGUGGAGCAGCCAGUCUACGCCACCAUCGGCUCCGGCGUGGUGAAUACAGCUUUCACAGUCGUUUCGCUCUUCGUGGUGGAACGAGCCGGACGCAGGACCCUCCACCUCAUCGGCCUGGCGGGGAUGGCGGGGUGUGCGGUGCUCAUGACCAUUGCCCUGACACUGCUGGUGAGUGAUGGNNNGAUGUCCUACCUCAGCAUUGUGGCCAUCUUCGGGUUCGUGGCCUUCUUCGAGAUCGGUCCAGGCCCCAUCCCUUGGUUUAUCGUGGCAGAACUGUUCAGCCAGGGCCCUCGUCCCGCUGCCUUCGCUGUUGCCGGGCUGUCCAACUGGACCUCAAACUUCAUCGUGGGCAUGGGCUUCCAGUACAUCGCGCAACUCUGCGGCUCCUACGUCUUCAUCAUCUUCACGGUGCUGCUAGUCCUCUUCUUCAUCUUCACCUACUUCAAGGUGCCAGAGACGAAGGGUCGGACC
Leptosomus discolor (cuckoo roller) is the source of this 1356-nucleotide messenger RNA. The record is from RefSeq and is a predicted model, not a curated record. Lineage: Eukaryota; Metazoa; Chordata; Aves; Leptosomiformes; Leptosomidae.